AUGGGUUCAUUAUACACACCUAUCUCCUACGCCAAUAAAUAUGAAUGGAGCCUGCCUAACAAUGUCCGUCGCCUAUACAUCGAUGGCAUUGACGAGCUCGUGGGUCUCGUGCCAGAGCAUUUCGCUCAAACCAUGAAAUGGCACCCCAAGUUCUUCUCUCUCCCACCUCCUGCUUUCGAAGGCUGCUCUCAUCGCAUAAUACUUAUUCGUACCGAUUUCCUACCGUUCGAGGGUGGUCUACCUCUUAACUGCGGAGAUCUUGUAAAAUGCUGCGAGCUUGCUCUCGAAAAGCUCGCCCUCGACAAUGGAGACUUUCCCUCAUUGGCCAACUGGGAAGCCACCAGUUGUGACGGGCGAGAAUUUUCGCCAGUGCACAUGUUUACCCAUGGUUUACGAGCUAUGCGCAUUCCAACGCCCCUGAGAGGGUUUCUCGGGAUACUGACGGUUGGGGUACACCUCAACGUCUACAGCAGAGACCGUACGACCAACGAGUACCGCAUCUGGGUCGCAAAACGCGCCGUUGGUCGCAAGUACAGCUACUCCGGGAUGCUGGACCAGAUCGUUGCGGGAGGCGUGGAUGUGGAAGACCGAAUCAGGCACUGGAUGGCUCCGUUGAAGACACUGACUCGUGAGGCUAAGGAGGAGACGGGCCUCGAAGUCGAGCAGAAUCAAAAUGUGUUUGCGCCUGGCACUGACACAGAGCCAAGGAGAGAAAUUGGCAGGGUUGUCAGAGCUUCAUGGGUCAGUUUUUUCGACAGAAAAGAUCGAAAUGCAGGCGAACACGACGAAGGUCAGCUUGAACCUGGUGUUAGAAUCAUAUAUGACCUCGAACUCAUGAACGACUUUUGUCCACAAGAAAACGAGGAUAGCAUCGAGAAGAUCAUGCCUAUGGAUGUGUCGCAGGUGAAGGAGAGCCUGUUGGUGGAUGGCAAAUGGAAGCCAAACUGCGGGCUUGUGAUGCUGGACUUCUUGGUGCGCCACCGGCUUGCUGAUGUGCAAAACGAUAGUCAUUUCACCUCUAUCAUGAGAGACUUGCGUCCAGACUUACCCUUUAAAUUUGCAGAUCGAUGGAACGAGUGCAGAAUGGGGCGGUAG
Fusarium poae is the source of this 1095-nucleotide messenger RNA. RefSeq lists its product as uncharacterized. Lineage: Eukaryota; Fungi; Ascomycota; Sordariomycetes; Hypocreales; Nectriaceae. The record is from RefSeq and is a predicted model, not a curated record. The coding region runs from base 1 to 1095 and encodes 364 amino acids. The transcript has a single exon.